AUGGGACAGUAUUCAUUUAGCGACACAGGCCUUGAGCUAGCCAUAGCAGUGCACAUCACUAAUGUCUUGUCGCGAAUGGGCCGAUCUUCGCUUUACGGCUCGGGUGUCCGUCCUGGCGACGAGGACGGUGGAAAACCACCCGGACCAAGCGACCAUGUCUUCCAUCAAAGUUUCUUUCUCGGCGGCUAUGGCUACAGUAUAAAAAGCAGUGUCACCAUUCCUAUCGCGCUGUCUAUCCUACUAGUACACGUCUGCAUUGUUCUGCUCUACAUAGGCGUUCUUAUCUAUUCCCGUCGACUAUGGCUCAGUUCCAGCUGGGCAAGUUUCGGAGAGUUGCUUGUUCUAGCACUUGGGUCGCAAAAGCAUGAUUUGGGAAGUGUCGGUGGAGGAGUUUCGAGUUCACUGACGUGGAGUACGCCAGUGUCAGUAAGAGUAGUCGGGGAUGAGGGGAAGCUGGAGAUGGUUGUUGAAAAAGUCGCUGGUGACGCGGAGCAAACCUGCAGUGGGAAAGGUGGGAGCGAUGUGGGACUCAACAGGACCUACUCGAGAGUAGAGUCAGGUAUGGAAUAUCAUUAA
Fusarium sp. VM40 is the source of this 576-nucleotide messenger RNA. The record is from the annotation of a GenBank genome assembly. NCBI's taxonomy places the organism in Eukaryota, Fungi, Ascomycota, Sordariomycetes, Hypocreales, Nectriaceae.